AUGACGCAGAUUAAAUUUCAAGAGGGCCAGGCAGAGCUGCCGACGCCCGAGAGUACACAUUCCUACUGGCACCAUGACCCAUCGCCGGAGCUGCUGGGCCACCGCACGACAGACAAACUUCCCGAUCAUGCCGACGUUGUCGUCGUGGGCAGCGGCAUUACAGGCACUUUUGCCGCGAGAGAGCUCGUGGAGGGAGGGCGCAAUGUUCUCAUGCUCGAGGCGCGAGAGGCUUGCUGGGGAGCUACGGGCCGCAAUGGCGGCCACUGCCACCCAAUGGUAUUCACCAGCAAGCCAAACAUUGCGCAGUUUGAGCUCGACAAUUACUUCUUCAUGCGUGACUUUGUCAGCGCCAACAAGGUGCCGUGCGACUGGCAGUCUGUCGGCGCCGUCUGCCGCCUCGCCACCGAGGAGGAGGCUCAGACCGCCGAGGACAAUGUGCGGCUGCUGCGCCGGCACCACCCGUCGCUCGCGGACAAGGCCAUUUACGUGGAAGACGCGCAGGAGCUGAAGAAGCUGCGCGUGCCUGACGCCCGCGCCGCCGUGGUGCACCCUCACGCGGCCAAGGUGUGGCCGUACAAGCUCGUGGCCUGGGUUCUGGAGAUGCUGCUGCGCAAGAAUGACACGACGAAGAAGCCGCCGCGGUUCAACCUGCAGACCACGACGCCCGUGACGCACCUCCAAAGGCACGGCGCCUCUUGGGUGCUGCACACCCCCCGAGGUCAGGUCGUCGCCAAGCAGGUCCUACUCGCCACCAACGGCUAUACGUCGCACCUGCUGCCCAAGAUGACGGGCCUGAUCCGCCCGACGCGCGGCCAGGUGUCGGCGCUACUGCCGCCCAAGGGGUACACGCCGCUGGCGCACACGCACAUCUGGGGUACCGCCGCCGGUGGCGAGGACUAUCUGGCGCAGCGUGACGGCGGCAGCGGCGUGCUAAUUCUCGGCGGCGAGCGGUCCGGCGAUGCUGCCGCGCGCAGCCGCACGUCGCGCGACGACGUCACGGACCCGGACAUCAGCGCGCGUCUACGCACGGCCUCGUAUAACGUGCUCGAGCUGCGCCCUGGCCAGGAGGGCGGCGAGGCGGAAGAGCUGCAGGCCACGUACGAAUGGACGGGUAUCAUGGGGUACUCGCGUGACAGGCACCCGUGGGUCGGCGAGGUGCCCGAGGGGUUGGGCGGCGGGAAAGGUCUGUAUAUAAGUGCGGGAUAUACGGGCCACGGCAUGCCGGCGGCGUCGAGGAGCGGCGUGGCGGCGGCGAACAUGAUACUGGGCAAGGGCACCGGGGACGUGAAGCUGCCGCCCGAGUUUGUGAUUAGUGAAGAGAGGGCGAGCCAGGCGGAGAAGACGGUGCUGCCGAGCUCGCUGGAGGAUGAAAUUCGUAUGAAUGCGUUUUGGAUCCAGCAGCAGUGA
Messenger RNA from Akanthomyces muscarius, 1407 nucleotides. RefSeq lists its product as uncharacterized. Gene Ontology annotation, molecular function: oxidoreductase activity. Bases 1 to 1407 code for a protein of 468 amino acids. Lineage: Eukaryota; Fungi; Ascomycota; Sordariomycetes; Hypocreales; Cordycipitaceae. Gene Ontology annotation, cellular component: cytoplasm. The transcript is spliced from 2 exons. The record is from RefSeq and is a predicted model, not a curated record.